UAGCUCCGCCCUGUGGCUCAGCGAGGUCCGGCAAGAAGUGCUUUCCUGCAGCCUUUGAAGAUUAUAUUCUCUCAAAGGAAGAGCUGAGGGGCGUCUGAGGUUGGAAGCAGGUACAGGUUUACAAAUAUGCAAGGAACCGUUUGGUGCUGAUACCUGAAUUGCAGUCCUGUGGCUCACACCUGGCAGAAGGCAGUUGGACUAAGUCACCACCACCAGCUCUCUCAUCAUUAGGUGGAAUGUCAGAAGACUGCAGGAGUAUUAUUUUUCCUCAUACUGCUGGUCCAUAGCCAGAUAAUCCCUAUUUACCCUGAUAGGAGUUCUAAGAGCUCCGUGUCUCUUGGACCGACCAAGAAGGGAAAUUUUCAUUUUCUCAAAGAAAAGGCACAGAGUUGUAGCCAUUGAUAAUUACCAUCAUGGAGACCGAGAGCCAUAACAGCCUUCAGGAGAGACCCACACCCUCCAGCAAGGAGAGGGCAUUGGUGGAGGGCAAUCAGUUGAUGAAAGCUGUUAAAAAAGAAGACAUCAAGCUGGUUCAGCAAUUGCUGGAAGGAGGGGCUGAUGUCAAUUUCCAGGAAAAGGAGUGGGGCUGGUCCCCUUUGCAUAACGCAGUACAAAAUGGCCAGGAGGACAUCGUGGAUCUUCUGCUUCAUUAUGGUGCUAAUCCUUGUCUGAGGAAGAAGAAUGGGGCCACUCCCUUCAUCAUCGCUGGGAUCGAAGGCAAUGUGAAGCUGCUGGAACUUUUACUUUCUAAAGGUGCAGAGGUCAAUGAGUGUGAUGCUAAUGGCUUCACAGCAUUCAUGGAAGCUGCUGUGAAUGGUAAGGUCGAAGCCUUAAGAUUCCUGUACAAGAAUGGUGCAAAGGUGAAUUUGAGUCGAAGGACCAAGGAGGAUCAAAAGAAGCUUGGAAAAGGAGGGGCCACAGCUCUAAUGGAUGCUGCUGAAAAUGGACAUGUAGAUGCCCUGAAGAUCCUCCUUGAUGAGAUGGGGGCAGAUGUCAAAUCCCAGGACAAUAUGGGCAGAAAUGCUUUGAUCUAUGCACUUAGGCACUCUGAUGAUAGAAACGUGGAGGUCAUCACUCGCCUUCUGCUGGACCAUGGGGCUGAGGUCAACGUGAGGGGGGAAAAAGGGAAGACACCCCUGAUCCUGGCAGUGGAAAAGAAGCACUUGGGUUUGGUGCAGAUGCUUCUGGAACAAGAACAUAUAGAGAUUAAUGACACAGACAGUGAGGGCAGUACAGCACUUCUGUUGGCUGUCCAACUCAAACUGAAAGGAAUUGCUCAACUGUUAUGCGAGAAGGGAGCCAGCACAGACUGUGGAGAUCUUGUUAUGAUAGCGAGGCGCAACUAUGACAGUUCUCUUGCGAAGUUUCUUCUCCUUCAUGGGGCCAGAGAAGAUUUUCACUCUCCUGCUGAAGACUGGAAGCCUCAAAGCUCACGUUGGAGGGAGGCCUUGGAACAUCUCCAUAGAAUAUACCGCCCUAUGAUUGGCAAACUCAAGAUCUUUAUCGACGAGGAAUAUAAAAUUGCUGACACAUCUGAAGGGGGCAUCUACCUGGGGUUCUAUGAAGGGCAAGAGGUCGCUGUGAAACGCUUCUGUGAAGGCAGCACCCAUGGACACAAGGAGGUCUCCUGCCUGCAGAGCAGCAGAGCAAACAGUGACUUGGUGACGUUCUACGGGAGUGAGAGCCACAAGGACUGUCUGUAUGUGUGCCUUGCCCUCUGUGAGCAGACCCUGGAGGAACACUUGGAUAAGCACAGAGGGGAGGCUGGGGACAAUGAGGAAGACGAGUUUGCCCGGAAAGUCCUUUCCACUGUAUUUAAGGCUGUGGAAGAGCUGCAUCUCCUGUGUGGAUACACUCAUCAGGAUCUGCACCCUGGAAACAUCUUAAUAGAUUCCAAGAAUGCUGUUUGCCUGGCAGAUUUUGAUAAAAGCAUCAAGUGGACUGGAGAGCCAAAGGAAAUCAAGACAGAUCUAGAGGCCCUUGGACUGCUGGUCCUAUAUGUGGUAAAAAAGGGAGAUCUCCCUUUUGAGACCCUGAAGACUAAAAGUAUUGAAGAGGUGAUUGAAUUUUCUCCAGAUGAGGAAACUCGGGACCUCAUUCGUCACCUGUUUAACCCUGGAGAAAAUAUGAAGGAGCAUCUGAGUGGCCUGCUGGGUCAUCCCUUCUUUUGGAGUUGGCAGAACCGCUAUAGGAUGCUUAGGGAUGUGGGAAAUGAAUCGGACGUUAAAGUGCAAAAACGUAAUAGCAAGAUUGUCCAACUACUACAACUUGGAACAUCUGAAUAUUCCAGAAGUUUUGCCCAGUGGACUUCUAAGAUUGAUGGCUAUGUUAUGCAAGAAAUGAAUAGCUAUUAUUAUAAAAAAUGCAAACGCUAUAAGGACACUGUGAGUGAUCUGCUAAGGUUUAUCCGGAAUUUGGGAGAACAUAUUAAUGAAGAAAAAAACAAAACGAUGAGGUCGAGAAUUGGAGAACCUUUCCAAUACUUGCAAAAGGAAUUUCCUGAUCUGGUCAUCUAUGUCUACACGAAACUACAGAACACAGAAUACAGAAAGCAUUUUCCCAAAACCCACAAUCCAAACAAGUCUUAGUGUGAUGGAGGUCAUCCCUGAGUGGUGGCUGAGCUUGUAGAGUUCAGGGAGGUACUUAUUUAGCUGUGUGAUCCUGGGCAAGUCACAACUCUCUGAGUCUCUUAACUCACCUGGUUGUUUGUGAGGAUGAGUUAGAUAGCGAUAGUGUUAGGCUCUGACACACCGCCUGGUCUUCCCCAUGUGUUUAUAACAAAAUAAUGUAUGAACUCAAACUGCCUUCCUUGUCUUUUUUUACAGGUAAAGUUUAGUAGCAAGGGCUGGGAAGGCAUCCUGCUAAGAUUUCUCUUGUCUGUUGCGCUCCAGGAAUGAGUGCCCACACUUCUAAUGCUUGUAUGUUUUAUGUUGACGGCCUCAUUUAAUUCUGCCAAUGACCUUGCAAGACAGGAUUUAUCAUCUCCACUUAAGAACUGGCAGACCUGAGACUCAGAGAGUUUGAAUUACUUGCCCAAGAUCAUACAACUUGCAUAGAGUACUGUAUAAAUGCAUGUUGUGUUAUUGUUAUCACUUACUUGGGUAUUUAGACUUAAUCACUAGCCCGGGGAUCUUCUGGAUGGAUCCGCAAAGGAAUAUGUAAAAGGGACUCCAGGAAGCUCCUUCACUCACUUACUUCACUUAUUCAUUCAUUCAAUAUUUGUUGAACCUGUAGUAUAAGCCUAGGCACUAAUUGUAUGAAUUCCAUUCCUUCUAGAACCACCUACAAUGGUUUUCCAUGACCUCAAGACAGUAGUUCUCAACUGGGGCAGUUUUGCCCCUCAGGGGCUUUUUGGCAUUGUCUAGGGAUGUUUUUGGUUUUAAAUCUGGGAGAUAGGGUGUGUUAUUGGCAUCUGAUAGAUGGAGGUUAGGGAUGAUGCCAAAUGUUCUAUGAUGCACAGGAUAGCCCACAACAUAGAAUUAUCCAGACUAAAAUAUCAGUGGUACCAAGACUGAGAAACUCUGCCUUAAGAGAUUGGGACAUUUUCGAACUGGUUUGGGGACCAGGACCACCUCACAGAGCAGUGACUUGGAUUUGUUUUCUUGCUUUUGGAUUUGUAGUGAAACAAUUCCAGUGUCCCCUAGGAAGUCCCCUGAACACCCCCAAUCUCCACACCCCAAUCUGAAUGCUCUAUCUGGGCCCUAGCACCCAUACCCAGAGGAUGCUUCUCUCCACCUUGAUCUUGCUUCUUGCCCACUGGAAUAUAAGCUUUCAAGGACCAUUGAUAUACAUAUAAUGUUUACUUAUUUAUUUUGAGAGAGAGAGAGUAAGUGUGAGUAAGUCAGGGGCAGGGAGAGAGGGAAGAAG
This is a messenger RNA of Suricata suricatta (meerkat), 3867 nucleotides long. RefSeq names its product ribonuclease L (gene RNASEL). The transcript is spliced from 8 exons. Bases 414 to 2588 code for a protein of 724 amino acids. Lineage: Eukaryota; Metazoa; Chordata; Mammalia; Carnivora; Herpestidae. Gene Ontology annotation, biological process: mRNA processing; protein phosphorylation; negative regulation of viral genome replication. The record is from RefSeq and is a predicted model, not a curated record. Gene Ontology annotation, molecular function: RNA binding; RNA nuclease activity; protein binding.